CAAGCACGAGCAGAUUUUAAAUCCAACUACUUGCUUUACUCAAACAUACUUUUGCUCAACACUCCCGCUCUACUUUUCGCAAGAAUUAUUAUACGUCGAAGUAGUUUUCAAUUUCGUCUUUAGAAGGAGCCCAAGUACAAGGAACUAGACCCUGCGCGGGUGUUGAAAAAUGGCGCAGCUGCACCUCCAGCAGAAAAAUCUUGCAACCUUUCGGGCCACCCAACGUGGUCGCCGCGCCCGCGCCGGCACCAAGAUGUUGACCAAAAAUCUGCCAGCAGGGGCGAGUCGGCUGGGAAGGAUGGCCAAGUUGGGCGUGCUGUCGUGCGCGCCGCAGUUUUCGUCGCAAUCGUUUUUCGCUGUCGCACUGCAGAUCAAGGUGAACAACAAACAAGAACACAAAACCGGCCAGGCAAGAGCUUCGUCUACAACUUCUCGAGCAGGAAAGAAACAAAAGCUGCAGACUGGUGCUGCCCUGCAACUACAACGGCAAGAAGAACUUCUACGGGACAAAAAAGUACUAUCGAAUGCAAAUAUGUCUGGGUCCUCUGGAAGAGUCAGAGUUUGUCAUGCUACGUCUGGACGAUACUUACAAAAAUCUGUAUUGCGCAAGCAGCACAAGCCGUCCACUUUUGGGCACCCGAAGAUGACGUUUCUCAUGCAGAAUACGCAUUGGAACUGGAAGGCCUUCUCAAUAAUACUUGUGAUGCUACAGCUCGCAUUCCAGACCUUCUGUGCCAUGCGAGACCUCCAUGACAGAUCUUGUAAGCUUCCAGCCCCAGACAUAUUUGCCCUUGAUAACUACUGAUUGGUAGCAACAGUACUUCUUCUACAUCAACCGGUAGCAGCACUGCUGGAUAUUGCGAGGAAAAACCCCCCCUCCCCAUAUUGAAAGCGCAUCCGUCUGAAAAUUUGCGAUGCAGAUUUGUGACCACAAAUCCUGUCUGUCUUGAGAGAGGGCAAGCCCAGAGCGUCCGCCACAUUAUGCAGGCGGUUUGUGAUGCUGCUCGGCGUACAGCGAAGACUUUUUUCAUGCUCGGCGCCUAUGCCAAAACCCCUCAGCUCAGGCUUGCCAUAUGCCUGCAGUCCUCUACUGCAAGACAAAUCCCAUUUGUGUGCGGAAAUCCAGCGUCAGAGACUUCGUUUCGAUAUGGGGAGGGGGCAUUUUUCCUUUUGAUACUGGACCGACUUACGACCCUUCGGAGCAAGAUGCGGACGGUGCUGGGGGGCAGGAGCUAUCCUGAGUAAAAACAUCCCCACACCAGAGUCAAGAUGGGGAUUUUGCAACACAAACCUAGAACUUUUGGGGGUCACGCAUCACAAGUUGCAGUCCGUAGUGUAGUGCAGGUUCGCAAGGCCAGCUGCAUCAGAAAUCCAUCUGCUCAUCCUGUUUACAGCAUUANCAUCACAAGUUGCAGUCCGUAGUGUAGUGCAGGUUCGCAAGGCCAGCUGCAUCAGAAAUCCAUCUGCUCAUCCUGUUUACAGCAUUACAAAUUCCAAAACACGACUAAAAAUGCCUCUCCUGGCGAUGCGCAUUACAAAUGUUCCUGUCAUUGCAAAUCUGCAUGACAACUCUGGUGUGGGUACGUUUUUACAAAUGAUAGGAGCUGCCCGUGAUUCAGGAAAGCUACUGGAUUCCACUCGGGAAAGAGCGCGAGGCCGCGAUGAAGAACGGGUUCGCUGGCGACGGCGACGGGAGCGACUCUCUCCCCGGGUGUUGCGGCGAGGAGGGAAGUAUUGAUUCGGGCGAAGAAGAAGAGGACAGCGCGGUCCGACCGGAAGAAGCUGCUCCGGUGAGCCACCAUGUAUUGUCGAUGGGGCCAGCAGACGAUCUAAGAACGCCGGAUGGUUAUGCGAAAUUCGCCUUCAGGGGUUUCGAAUUUGAAGGUGCGAACUGCAUUCUUCACAGAACAUUGAUGAAGAAGGACGAUGACGGACGCAAGUUCUUUCAUCGUUGUCGGGGUGAGCCGACCCUGAAGCUUCGGAAGAAGCAGGACAAAGCGGUGGAAGAAGGAGUUUCGCCGAGCAAGACAGGGUAUUCAUCGCAAUUAUGUUUGGGUCUGGAAGAUCUCUAGAUUUGUCAUGCAUAUCUGGCAUGAUUCAAGUUCAACACUCUGUGAUCAUGCAGGGGCAUGAAGAGGUCCGCUUACUUGAUGUCAUGCAAAAACGCAGUUUGCCAAAUGCGGAAAACGCAACAUCACAUAGCAGCCCAACAAUUUGCCAUGCUUGGCUGUGUAUUGCAGUACGCCUCUUCUUAUUCACCUUUAGUACUAGCCAGGGGAAAGGAAUCUGUAUCCCGAAGCGAAAUCGAGAGCACCGGGGGGGAGAAAGCAGAACUAGAAGGGGCGGGCCCUGAGUCGGGUUCUGAGUGGAUUUGAUUGACGGCGAACGUUGACACUUAGGCAAAAAGGCGCGCGAUCUGGGUAGCAUUUAAGUCGGGGGCGGGUUUCUUGUUGGCAAUGUUUUUUGACGCGAGUUGUGAUGAAAUUUGCGGAGCGAGGGAUUUUUUUUUGGUGGAUCGCUCGCGGUUGAAGAUCGUGGCCCGCUGCACAUUUUGCGCGGGGGAAGCUGCAGAACGGUGGCGCGUGUGAUUUAACGCCCUGACCUUGCUGGGAUUCGAAGCGGGAGAGCGUCCGCGGUGGCUCCCUCACUAUGUGCGAACAGAGUCCGGGGGCUGUUCCCCACCGUUUCGGCUUUUUUCCUGCGGCGGCUAUUUCUCGAUAUGCGAACAGAGUCCGAGGGCUGUGCUCCUACCGUUUUCGGUUAUUUUCCUGCGGCCGGUGGCUAUUUCUCUGUCACAGAACUGGCGCCGGGAAACCGGGGAAGCGGGAGGGCGUCCGCGGCGGCUCCUUCUCUAUGUGCGAGCAGAGCCCGAAGGAUGUGUCCCUGCCGUUUUCGGCUUUUUUUCCUGCGGUGGCUUUUUCGCUACGUGCGAACAGAGUCCGAGGGCCUUUUCCCUGGCGUUUCCGCUUUUUUGCCUGCGGUGGCUAUUUCUCUAUCAUGGAACUGCUUUGAGGCCGGAGGGGCAGGAGGGUGUCCGCGGCGGCUCCUUCUGUAUGUGCGAACAGAUUCUGAGGGCUUUGUCCCUACCGUUUUCGGUUUUUUGCCUGCGGCGGCCAUUUCUCUAUGUGCGAACAGAUUCCGCGGACUGUCCCCCUACCGUAUUCGGCUUUUUCGUUUCUGCGGUGGCUACUUCUCUAGCGCAGAACUGCCGGGGCGGCGUGGCGUCCGCGGCGGCUCCUUCUCUAUGUGCGAACAGGGUCCGAGGGUUGUGCCCCUGCCGUUUUCGGCUUUUCCUGUGGUGGCUGUUUCUCUACGUGCGAACAGAGUCCGAGGGCUGUUUCCCUGGCGCUUUGUUUCGGUUUUUUCCUGCGGCGGCUAUUUCUCCAUCAUAGAACUGCUUGGAGGCCGGGGGGGGCGGGAGGUUCGUUGUCCGCGGCGGCUCCUUCUCUAUGUGCGAACAGAUUCUGAGGACUGUGUUCCCACCGUUUUCGGUUUUUUUCCUGCGUUGGUUAUGUCUCUACGCGGAACAGAUUCCGAGGGCCUCCCCCUACCGUAUUCGGCUUUUCGCUGUCCGUCAUUUCCACCGGUUUCACCGGAUCCCCCGCGGUGCGGAUUUCUUCUAAAAGACCACAGCGGGGCGGAGCGGGCUUGGUCGGCUUGUUCGCUUCUUCUAAAGCCCCGCCAACCUUGUCAAAGUAUGUACUCAGGCGUGGCGCUGAGCACUUCGGUCAGCGCCCCCAGCUUCCUCUGCACCGCAGUGAAGUGCGUGCGGCGCAGCACCAAGUUGCGCGGCUUUUCCGCGGCGGCCUUUCCUUUCGCCGGUUUAGGCACGUAAGGACGUGCCGCCGGGGGUUUCUGCCCCUUUACCCCUUUCAAGUCCGCCGGCUUGGGUGCCGCGGACCUUCUUGGGGUGGGUUUUUUCUGCUGGGGCGCCGUCUUGCGCACUUUCGUAGGCGGCGAGCUGCUGCCGUCCGAGCGUGAGCGGCUGCUCGAUCCUCGCGCUGGCAUGUUUGCUACGUUGCAAAAAGGGUGGCGAAGUGUUUGCAGGGUGCGAGGGGUGGGCUAUUAUAUGGGGCGCGCCCGCUAUGUCCUAAAACUAUUCGAGUUGCAACAGAACAGCUCGCGGAAAGUCGGUCUUCAUCUUGGUGCCUGUUUCAGCUAGCCAGACAGUGGGGGCCUGGGUGUGUCGAUGAAAUUCGAGAUGCGGCCGCUCUGCUCUCUGCCAAAUAUAUUUUCGGAGCUCUAGCGGGUGGCCCUGAGCCUGAUAUGGAGCGGCAUUCAGCGCGGCAGGUCGUGCUUUGCCGAUCUUAUUUUUCCGCAGGUGUGGGCCGUUUUGUGGCUCUUUGCUCGUGCGUUUACUUUGAGAACUUUGUGCGUUUGAUGAUCAUGGCGCGCGUCAUAUUUUCCGCGGUGGGACUUUCUUGGGCGCUGCGUUGGGGCUGUUGCCUAGAAAGAACGGGAGGGCGUUUGCGCCGCCUCCUUCUCUAUGUGCGAACAGAUUCCAGCGGCCGUUUUCUUUCGUGUUUUCUUGUGUCUGCUGCGGGGCCUGUUUCUCUAUCUGCGAACAGUUUGAAAGCCACGCAGAAGCGACGGGGAAAGCGGCGGAACACCGGGAGGCAGGGAGGCCGCACCCUCGGGACAAUGGGGAGACGGGAAAGAGUGGAAAGACGAAAAAGGCGGGAAAGUCUGCACAGACUGCGAGAGUUGGGAGGGCUAGGGAAGCCGGUAAGGCUGCGGCGGCUGAGAGGACUGAAAAACUGAAAAGGCUAAGUCCAUGCGAAAGGCUGAGAAAACUGGAAAAGCCGGGAAGGCUGGAAACCCGGGAAAGCGGGGAAACAGAUUGAAAAGCUGCAAAGCUUGAAAAUGCUGAGACAGCUGGAAAGACUGGGACGACUGGGAAGCCGGAAAGGACCGCGGGGACAAAUGGGGGUGGGUAGCUGAAAAGACUGGGAAGUCGGGGAAGGUUGAGGAAAGUCAGACGGGUGGGGAAAGUCAGCCGGGACACUAAGAGACCGGAAGCCGGGAAGGCUGGGAAGGUGGGGUGCUGGCAGGCUAAGGACUGGGAGACUGGGCUGGCAGGCUGGCAGGCUAGGAAGCUACGGACUGGGAGGUGGGGAGGCAGGGAGACUGGGAGUGCGGGAGGCUGGGAGACCCGGAGACCGGGAAGCCGGGGAACCAACCGGGGAGCCGGGAAACCGGGAAGCCCUGGAGUGGUUUCGGGUAAGGGUGCGCCGGGAGUGGUUUUGGGUAAGGGUGUCGCUCGAGUGGUUUCGGGUAAGGGUGUCCCUGCAGUGGUUUCGGGUAAGGGUAUCCCCGGAGUGGUUUCGCAUAGGGGUUUCCUUAGAGUGGUUUCGCAUAAGGGUGCGCGGGGGGUGAUUUGGGUGCUUCACGGUUUCAGUGCUUUCAGGCAUUUUCCACCUUUCCCGCAUCUAUAUACAAGUUGGCAGGUCAUGUCGCCACAAUUCAUUGAGCAACGAGGAGCAACGCAAAGGAAUUGAGUCCGAGAAAGCAAGGGCGCGCACAGCCGAGCAAAAAGAGGCCACACCACCCCGGCCCACGGUCCAUAGGUCUCAAAGGGCCCGGGAGAUGGAGGCCCGCCUGGUAAACUCCUGGCCUGUGAGCGUGAAAGCGCAUCGCUCAGUGUGCUGACCAAAGGGGUGCGUGAUGAUCCCGGGGGCACCGAGAAAAGGGCAGGCCCGGAAGAAAAAGGCCGACGGCCGGGAAAAAGCGCCGUCUGAGGUAUGAAGGGGAGCUGGGAGAAGUCAAGAGGAGAAAGGGAGACAGGCGUGGGAGAGGAAACCGGGAAAAAAGGGAAACCGGGAAAAAAGGGAACCCGGGAAAAGGGAAACCGGGGAAAAGGGGGGACCGGGAAAAAGGGGGGACCGGGGUAAAAGGGAAACCGGGAAAAAAGGGAAAACCGGGGAAAAAGGGGAAACCGGGGAAAGAGAGGAAACCGGGAAAAAAGAAAGACCGGAAAAUAAGGGGGGCCGGAAAAAAAGGGAAACCGGGAAAAAAGGGAAACCGGAAAAAAAGGGAAACUGAGAAAAAAGGGAAACCGGGAAAAAAGGGAAACCGGGAAAAAAGGGAACCGGGAAAAAAGGAAAACCGGGAAAAAAGGGAAACCGGGAAAAGGGAAAGAGAAGCCGGGAAAAGAGAAACCGAGAAAAGGGAAGCCGGAGAAAGAGAAUCCGGUAAAAGAGAGGCCGGGAAAUGAGAAGCCGCCCGAGAAAAGGGAAACCGGAAAAAGAGAAACCGGGAAAAGAGAAACCGGGAAAAGGGAAGCCGGGAAAAAAGAAACCGAGAAAAGGGAAGCCGGAAAAAGAGACGCCGGGAAAAGAGAAGCCGGGAAUGAAAGGAGAAACCGAGAAGAGGGAGACCGGGAAAAGAGAAACCGGGAAAAAAGAAACCGGGAAAAGGGAAACCGGAAAAAGAGAAACCGGGAAAAGAGAAGCCGAGAAAGGGAAACAGAAGUCGGGAAAAGGCCACAGGGGCCGAGAAACAAAAGAAAGGGCAGACCGAGAAAAGAGAGACCGAAAAAAGAGAAACCGGGAAAAGAAUCACCGGGAAAAGGGAAACCGAGAAAAAAGAAAACGAAAAAGAAAGCCGAAAAAAGAAAAGAGAAACCAAGAAAAGAAAAGAAAGGCCGGGAAAAGAAAAGAAACGCCGAGAACAGAAAAAGGUAUGUAACCGAGAAAAGAGAAACAGAGAAAAGGGAAACCGGGAAAAGAGAAACCGAGAAUCCCGAUUCUCGGUUUGCGCUUCUCGGUUUCCGAUUCCCGGUUUCCGAUUCCCGGUUUCCGAUUCCCGGCGUCCGAUUCUCGGUUUCCGAGAAAAGAGAAACCGAGAAGAGAAAAGAGAAACAAAGAAAAGAAAAACAUCAGACAAAAGAGCAACCGAGAAAAGACAGACCGAGGCUCUGGAUUUCCGGUUUCCGAUUCUCGGUCUCCGAUUGUGAUACGAAGGGAUCUGUGUUACUGUCGUAUCAAAGUUUGCGAGAAGGAGAGAACAGGGAGCACGCUUCUGCCGGCGCGCUUUGGCGCCACUGCGCUCUGCUCGUCUUUGCAUAAUUCCUUCCCAUGUUGUGUGCAGAUGUUUGUCAUUUUUGCAUUUACUGUUCCCCGCGUGCGGCUGGCGCCGCGGGGCUAAAGUCCUAGUUUAAAUCUAGACGCGCGUCAAAGAUGUGUUGUCUUUUGCAGCCAUUCCGCCAUGCUCUUUGGCAUUGCGGCUCUUGUCGCUACUCAGCACGCUCCUAAACACUCCUCCAUGUCCCACUCUCGCAAUGAAGAGGCGCGAACAGCGUGUCCUCUUCACAUCCGAUUCCCGGUUUCCGAGAAAAGAGAAGCGAGAAGAGAAAAGAGAAACAAAGAAAAGAAAAACAGAAAAAAGAGAAAGAAACCCAAACCGAGAAAAGACAAACCGAGACUCUGGAUUCCCGGUUCUCGAUUUCCGAUUCCCGGUUUCCGAUUCUCGGUUUCCGAUUCCCGGUUUCCAAGAAAAGAGAAAAGAGAAACAAAGAAAAGAAAAACAGACAAAAGAGAAACCGAGGAGAAAAGGCAAACCGAGAUUCUGGAUUCCCGGUUUCCGGAUCCCGAUUUCCGAUGUGGGAAAAGAAAAGAGAAACCGGCGAGAGAAAACAAAAAAGAGAAGCCGAAAAGACAAAAGAGAAACAAAGAAAAGAAAAACGGGCAAAAGAGAAACCGAGAAAAGAGAGACCGAGACUUCCGGUUCUCGGUUUUCGGUUUUGCGUUGCUCCAUUCGGCUCAUUUUUUCCCCGGCCAUGGAUUAACUUGAUAUUAGUAAAACUUUCCAGACCCAGAUCGAUAUUUGCAAGGCAUACAGGGUGGGGCGGACACGACAAAGACCCGAUAACGUCUGACGGCGUGAUUCUUAUCGACAAGGGUGAAACCAAUGUCAAAGCGGACUACUCGUACUGGAAAACGGAACUGGGAUGGGACGCCGACGACCGAGAUGAUGUUGAGUUUGAGAUGAGCUGUGACGCGUACGACCCCGAUGGGAAACUGUCAGACUCGAGUGAAUACCCAGCACAUGUGGAGACAUGGGAAAAAGGUGAUACGAAGUCCCUCGCGCACGGGUAUUGGAGCGGCAGCCGAGGCGACCUCCUGCGUGUCCUAUGGCAGCCGAGGCUGGAUAUGUUCACUGGCGGGGGCGGAGAAGUGAUUCUGCAGUCCUACGUGUGUGUAUCGCGAGAAAAAGUUGUGGUCUACUCAGGCUCAGAACUUCUUUGCAGAUUCAGGAGCUGCACGGCUUGACAGCCAAAACCUGUGAAGAUACAAGUUCGCCUUCUUGGCAACUCGAGCAUGACAAGAAAAAACUGUCUCAAGGAAUGAAAAUAAAAUGUUGUCCUUCGCAUUACAAGAUGAUCCUGAUGAAGAGCAGACGCUUUUUAUCCCUUGCGAUAGUGUGACGAACGUUCUGCAGGCUUGCACGGCUGGGACGCUGAGACUCCCGCGUCGAAUGCCGGGUCCGGGGGCGGUGGGGGGUCUUCAGCACGAAGACGAGGAGUCGGCGCAA
This is a messenger RNA of Amoebophrya sp. A120, 8532 nucleotides long. The record is from the annotation of a GenBank genome assembly. Lineage: Eukaryota; Dinophyceae; Syndiniales; Amoebophryaceae.